Molecule: messenger RNA, 4128 nt
Organism: Ahaetulla prasina
Lineage: Eukaryota; Metazoa; Chordata; Lepidosauria; Squamata; Colubridae
Gene: CLDN23
Product: claudin 23
Exons: 2
Coding region: 332-1114 (260 amino acids)
Biological process (GO): cell adhesion; bicellular tight junction assembly
Cellular component (GO): plasma membrane; bicellular tight junction
Molecular function (GO): structural molecule activity
Source: RefSeq, a predicted model, not a curated record
AACACCUGGUACAGAGCCUUCCUGGUUCCACUUCUGUUUUCCUUCUCCUCCCCUCCCUUCUUGCCUAUAAAAUACAACAUAGAACGAGUUUGGCGACAGCAGCAUUCAGUUUCUCUGUAUACAAAGAAGUUUCGGUCGAAGUAGCUGAGUGCGUUUAGCUGGGUACAUAGUGGAAGGAAGACAAUGGACGUCACAGGUGUGCCUGCAGUAGGACCGAGCAAGCGGACAGCAGAGAUCACCAAAGAUGCCUAGCAGGGAAUCUUAUCUAGGCAGGCCAACCUAGAAGGUGAAACUUCUUCUGGUUCUCAGGCUUGAUUGCUUGGUCAGCAGCAUGCGGACUCCAACCCCGAUGAUUGUGGGCAUUGUGCUUGGUCCCUGUGGCCUUGUUUUGAAUCUGACAAGCACGCUGGCCCCCAGCUGGAGAGAUGUGACUGGAUUCCUUGACAAGCCAAGAGAUCAGAUUCAGCAUCAAGGGAUCUGGGAUAUUUGCAACGAGCAGAUAAGCGACCACACAAACGAAUGCAACGUCAAGGACAACUUGGGUUACUUUAACCAGCUGCCAGUGCAAGUGGCCAGAGGGCUCAUGCCCUCUUCUCUGGCAGUCACAGUCGUGGGGCUGGUUGUGACUUCCUUGGGUGUGCGAUGUUGGCAGGAAAUGCCCCACUAUUUGCUUGCAGGGCUAGGCGGCCUGGUGCUCUUUGUUUCCGGCUUGCUGAGUUUGAUUGCAGUUUCAUGGUACAAUUACGAAUUGUAUGACUUACCUUCUCCUCCAUCCACUGCCAUACGGGUGGCCUAUUGCUUGGUUCUUGGAUACUUAGGGAGCUGCCUGGAAAUUAUCGGAGGCAUCUCUCUGACUUUCAGCUUUGGCCAAUGCUGCAAAGAGUUGAGGUUGAAGAAAAGCACCAGGAAUUCCAGGUAUGCAACCCGCAACCAGCAGAGUCUGUCAAAUGUUGGAGCUAUCUCUGCCCCCAUCAGCAGCACAGCAGUUCCCAGACAAUCCCGGAAUCCCAUGCCCAGAUCCUACAGUAAUUCUCUGGAUGUGCUAGAAGGGGAGAGGAGGACCUGGAGUAAGAGCAGGAAUGAGAGCAAACUUCCCUGUGACACAGAUGUUUAGCCCUAAACUUGAGAAUUCGCACAAAGCCAAAGAAGGAGGAAAAUUCUGGGUGUUGUACUAUGAAAUGUCAAUCCAGGAAAGUCCUCUUACCAAUUUAACAUUUCUCCUUCCCUCUUGACAAAUGAAUCUAUGAAAGAACCACUGAGACUCUGGAGCAGUCCGUGAUUUAUGUAUUUUCUCAGGAUGCUGGUUUACUGCUUAGGCAACAUAUAUUAUAGUCACUGCACACAGAAAAGGUAUAAAUAGAAUGAAUUGUGCCCUUGAAUCGUGCCUGUAUUAUUAGAGUUUGGAGAUGAAGUGGGCUAAGGAUCCUCUCAAAUGAGCCACCUGGUUAGUAAAUAAAAGCAGGAUUUAAAAAAAAUAAUAUUGUAAAUUGUUGUAAAAGGUCUAAACAGAAAUUUAAACUGCAAGCAAUACACACUGAACUGAGCAGAAACCUCUUAUGCUCAAAAACUUACUGCUGACUAGCCAUGCAUAGGAUUGUCCUGCUGGGUAUUAAAAACUGCUUUUACAGCAGUGUUACUAAGAGCUCUUAAGCGUUUGCUUUUUUUUUACUGUCAGAUGAAAAGCUGAAGGGAGCCUUAGCAGAGAUUCCAUGUAACUUUUCAUACAAAGCUAUAAUCCUCUUCCUUAAUUAUCCAGACAUGGAGGGAAACUUGCAGGGGAAAUGUAGCCACAUUUGUUCGAAUGUGUAUACAUUCAUGUAAAGAAGGGCAAUCACAGUCAAUUGCACGGAGAAGUUUAUAUACUGUAUGUAGAUAUACUUGAAUGCAGAUAAUUUGCUCUUAAGACUUUCUGCUAAGGCUGUGCCAAAACAUGCCUUGCAAUUUAUCAAGAGGGUGUCCCCCACCCGCCUCAAAGAGAGGUUUCAAUUUUUUUCAUAUUUCAGGUAGUUGGAAAGUUCUUUCUUGAUGGUGCUUUGAGCCUGCUUUAUUGCCCAGCCAACAGAGUUUGGGGAAAUCUCCUUUUUUAAUUUUUUUAGAAGUCUCUCCACCCUCCCCAAUGUAAAAAAAAAAAAGCCCAAGGGAAGGGGCUCCUUCAUAAUGCUUUAUUCUGGGAUUCAGUGUGAGAAUCAGCAGUGUACAGUCUGCUCCUGAGAAGAUGGAAUAGUAAAGGAUAACACAGCUGCCCGUUCCUUUGCCACCUCUUCACUAAAAGAAGUGCAAGGGUAUCCCGUUCCACCAUGACAAUUUCAUCUCUUUCCUUUUCAAUAACAUUUGGAAAGCAAUUCCCUUACCCCAGGUUGAAUGAAAACUAAUAGUUGGAAACAUUCCCGAGAGCUUUUCAGCACAGUCUUACGUUCUGCUGUAUGUGCAACAUUUAGAAUAGAAUAACGGGGCCAUUCCCUUGAGCUGAGCUCAACUCUUGAUAACUUCAUGAACAUGUGAUUUCCUUGACUGAAAGGCAGGUGGGUUGUGAUUGUCUUCUUUAGGAGUGUGUGUGUGUUUCAUUUUCCCAAUCUAAAUUGUACUCUUGAGAUUUCUUGGUGAUCUCUCAUUCUAAUUCUAAUCAAAUCCAAUUUUGCAUAAGCUUCUUGAGAUCAGCCAGGUUCAGCUAGGGGCUACUACCUGGUAUGGUCCACUUCUGAUAGGUUUUGAAUUACUCAGUGUUCUUCGGCCCAUGGCCAGGAUGCUUCUAGAAUCUAGAUUGUCUCCUCCACAGGGGUUAUUCCAUUUUUCUUCAGAUAUUGUGCCUGCAGUGUUAAAAUGAAUUUGGUCAGUGUCUAUUGCCUUGAUGGGAAAAGCAGUUAAAUUACUGCUUGCCUUCCUGUUUUCUGUUUAUGACAAGGAAAAAUAUUAUUUUAAUAAGGAAUGUAAUGAGGGACAAUAUCACAGAUUGUCCUGCCACACCAAACAAACCAUGCUAAAAUAUUUACAUUUACAAAUGAGUAGCUUCUAAUUAAAGGCACAGGAACCCAUCAUUGGGGGAAAAAAUAUAACAACCACCUCCUACAACAUUAUGCCACAAAUUAAGGUCUGAACACCCAAAAGACAAACAAACAUUGAAAUGGAAUCAUUGUGUAAUGAUACAGUUUGGAUUACGUGAACAGUAAUGGUGAUUUCUGAAAAACGUUUGAAUGAAUAGAGUUAUUUCUGCAAAGUAUUAGGCAAUUUAUUUCUGCUGUAGGAUUAUUUCAGUUUGGGGUUUUUGCCCAUAAUAAAGCUAAGAAUUUGGAAGAAUGCUGGCUUACUAAAAUGUUAGUAAAAUGUUAGUUACUAAAAUGUUCUGCAGAGUAAGUUACCAAUGAAGCAUUUUCAAGAUUUAUGUAAAUACCAACUUGUAUUAAUUUUUAAUCUGUUCAUGCAAUGGGCAACUUUCGGCAAUAGUAUACUAAAAUACAGUGAGCUAAAAGAUUUGGUAGAUAUGAAUGAAAUGCUGCUGAAGGUAUUAUAUUUUUUUCCCUGAAACUGAAAUCCAAGUAUAAUAAUAACCACCUCUAAAAUCAAGGGCAGCUAAAUUAUGCAGCGUAUGGACUGCAUUUGACAGAGUGGCCAUAUUUAUACACGUAGCCCUUAAAUCUUGUAAAUUUCUUUCCUUAUUGAUUCUUUUACUUGUAUUUUUAUGUUUUGUGUUUGGUCUGAAAAAAUUAUUUCUCCUUAAUUUUUUAAGGAGACAGGCUUCUUUUUGGCCUACAGAUCUGGUGUUUAAUUUUAUUGGGUUUUUAGUCUUUCAUUAUUAAAAUAUGUUUCUGAACUAAAUUUAAACCAUUUCGCAAUGUAUUUACAUCUUAACAAUAAUGGAGUCAACAAACAUAGGAUCUUGGGGUAUGCCAUGUCUGUCUUUACCAUUUGUUUUAAAUACUUGCUUAACUAACCAGCCUAUCAGAAGUUUGAUUAAUCCCUGCUGAAUUUGGAGCUGUGAGUCUUUUUCAAAACUGAAAUUUCGAAAAGUGAUUUUUGAGUGGUAUGGGAGGGGUUCCACUCCCUCGGUAAUGUAAUUUCAUUUUGUUUACAUUUAAAUGUAAUUAAAAUUCAGUAGUUUUAAACUGAUUAUUCUUCACUUGCGUACAUACU